Messenger RNA from Choloepus didactylus (southern two-toed sloth), 4090 nucleotides. RefSeq names its product potassium voltage-gated channel subfamily H member 6 (gene KCNH6). Gene Ontology annotation, molecular function: inward rectifier potassium channel activity. Gene Ontology annotation, biological process: membrane repolarization during action potential; regulation of ventricular cardiac muscle cell membrane repolarization; potassium ion transmembrane transport. The record is from RefSeq and is a predicted model, not a curated record. Lineage: Eukaryota; Metazoa; Chordata; Mammalia; Pilosa; Megalonychidae. The transcript has 13 exons. Gene Ontology annotation, cellular component: membrane.
GCUGAGCCCGAAGACAGGCGGAGACGCCGAGAGCCCGGGUGCUGGUGGCUCCAGACAGGGGCCGCGGCCGAAGGAUGCCAGUCCGCAGGGGCCACGUCGCGCCCCAAAACACUUAUCUGGACACCAUCAUCCGCAAAUUCGAGGGCCAGAGUCGUAAGUUCCUGAUCGCCAAUGCUCAGAUGGAGAACUGCGCCAUCAUUUACUGCAAUGACGGCUUCUGCGAACUCUUCGGUUACUCCCGCGUGGAGGUGAUGCAGCGGCCCUGCACCUGCGACUUCCUCACAGGCCCCAACACCCCGCGCAGUGCCGUGUCCCGUCUGGCACAGGCCCUGCUGGGGGCUGAGGAGUGCAAGGUGGACAUCCUCUACUACCGCAAGGAUGCCUCCAGCUUCCGCUGCCUGGUGGACGUGGUGCCCGUGAAGAACGAGGAGGGGGUCGUGAUCAUGUUCAUCCUCAACUUUGAGGACCUGGCCCAGCUCCUGGCCAAGAGUGGGAGCUGCAGCCUGUCCCAGCGCCUGCUGUCCCAGAGCUUCCUGGGCUCCGAGGGCGCUCACAGGAGGCCAGGAGGACAGGGGCCUGGCCCGGGCAGAGUCAAGUACAGGACCAUCAGCCAGAUCCCACAGUUCACACUCAACUUUGUGGAGUUCAACCUGGAGAAGCACCGCUCUGGCUCUGCCGCCGAGAUCGAGAUCAUCGCGCCCCACAAGGUGGUGGAGCGGGCACAGAACGUCACCGAGAAGGUCACCCAGGUCCUGUCCCUGGGCGCGGACGUGCUGCCGGAGUACCAGCUGCAGGCGCCACGCGUCCACCGCGGGACCAUCCUGCACUACAGCCCCUUCAAGGCUGUGUGGGACUGGCUCGUCCUGCUGCUGGUCCUCUACACGGCUGUCUUCACGCCCUACUCAGCCGCCUUCCUGCUCAGUGACGAGGACGAGGCGCGGCGGGGGGACUGCGGCUACACCUGCAGCCCGCUCACCGUAGUGGACCUCAUCGUGGACAUCAUGUUCGUCGUGGACAUCGUCAUCAACUUCCGCACCACCUAUGUCAACGCCAACGACGAGGUGGUCAGCCACCCCCGCCGCAUUGCCGUCCACUACUUCAAGGGCUGGUUCCUCAUUGACAUGGUGGCUGCCAUCCCCUUUGACCUGCUCAUCUUCCGCACUGGUUCUGACGAGACCACCACCCUGAUCGGGCUGCUGAAGACUGCGCGGCUGCUGCGGCUGGUGCGCGUGGCACGGAAGCUGGACCGCUACUCCGAGUAUGGGGCGGCCGUGCUCUUCCUGCUCAUGUGCACCUUUGCACUCAUCGCGCACUGGCUGGCCUGCAUCUGGUACGCCAUCGGCAAUGUGGAGCGGCCCUACCUCGAGCCCAAGAUUGGCUGGCUGGACAGCCUGGGCGCGCAGCUCGGCAAGCACUACAAUGGCAGCGACCCGGCCUCAGGACCCUCAGUCCGGGACAAGUACGUCACGGCCCUCUACUUCACCUUCAGUAGCCUCACCAGCGUGGGCUUCGGCAACGUCUCACCCAACACCAACUCCGAGAAGGUCUUCUCGAUCUGCGUCAUGCUCAUUGGCUCCCUCAUGUAUGCCAGCAUCUUCGGCAACGUCUCCGCCAUCAUCCAGCGCCUGUACUCGGGCACCGCGCGCUACCACGCGCAGAUGCUGCGCGUCAAGGAGUUCAUCCGCUUCCACCAGAUCCCCAGCCCGCUGCGGCAGCGCCUCGAGGAGUACUUCCAGCACGCCUGGUCCUAUACCAACGGCUUCGACAUGAACGCGGUGCUGAAGGGCUUCCCCGAGUGCCUGCAGGCCGACAUCUGCCUGCACCUGCACCGCGAGCUGCUGCAGCACUGCCCGGCCUUCCGCGGCGCCAGCAAGGGCUGCCUGCGCGCGCUCGCCGUCAAGUUCAAGACAACGCACGCGCCGCCUGGAGACACGCUGGUGCACCUCGGCGACGUGCUCUCUACGCUCUACUUCAUCUCCCGCGGCUCCAUCGAGAUCCUGCGCGACGACGUGGUCGUGGCCAUCCUAGGGAAGAACGACAUCUUUGGGGAGCCCGUUAGCCUCCAUGCCCGGCCGGGCAAGUCCAGUGCAGAUGUGCGGGCACUGACCUACUGUGACCUGCACAAGAUCCAGCGGACAGAGCUGCUGGAGGUGCUGGCCACGUACCCCACCUUCGCAGACAGCUUCUGGAGUAAGCUGGAGGUCACCUUCAACCUGCGGGAUGUAGACGGGGGUCUCCAGCCAUCACCCCAACAGGCUCCAGGCAGCCAAGACCACCAAGGCUCCUUCCUCAGCAACAUCCAUCCAGGUGCAGCCUCUGCCCUGAGCACUUCAGAGGCCUCUGGCCUCUGGCCUGAGUUGCUGCAGCAAGUGCCCCCAAGUCACAGUCCCCCAAUCCCUGAGGGAGGUCCAGACAGCUGGUCUCAGGAGCUAGGCUCCAGGCUGGAGCAGCUGCAGGCCCAGCUGAACAGGCUCGAGUUCCAGAUGACCUCAGACAUCAGGUGCAUCCUACAGCUCCUUCAGCAGCCCCUGCCCCAGGGCCGCACCCACUCUAUCCUGGGAACCCCUGCCUCCAGUGACCUGCCGUUGUUUCCUGUGGCCUCGGGAGCUCAGAGUCCUGGGCCCAGGCUGCCCCAGGACAGCCUGCCCUCUGCACAGACCUCGAGCUGUGGUGACUUGGACAAAUGAAGGCUGAAGAGCAGGAAUUCCUCCUCUGCGAUGCAUCAACUGCUGGUGGCAACAAGCAAAGCUCUGACACCAUCCUCGAAACAGGAGACACCCGAGGGGCUUCUGUCGCCUCUGGCCUAACCUACAUGUCCCCCGGGGGUUCAGGGGCCCAUCUGUGGUUCUCACUUCCCUUCUGUCCCUGAAUUCCUUGGCUCUGUCUCCAAGCAGCUGGAGUUCCAGAGGUAUGGCUCAGAUCCUGGAUUUGCAGGAAGUUAGAGCCCCUGAAUCCCAAGAUAAAAGACAGUCAGGGGAUUGAAGGUGGGUGAGGUGAGAGUCAAGGCUCCUAGGGGAGGCAGACAGCCCCAAAAAUGGGCCUGUGGACACCAUUCUCCUAGAGUAGCUUCAAACUGCUAACCCGAGUGACCUGGGUGGCGUGGGUAAAGAGACUCCCAGCCUCCCCCAGGGCUCCAUUUAAACAGCACACCUAGAGGAAGAGGGGCUGCCUCUGGCAUGGAGGUAGCUUAAAGGACCAAGGUGUCAGUGAGGUAAAGGGAAGUUUCUGCCUUCUAUGUGAGAGCCUUGCUCUGGGCUAGAUGGGAUCACCUCUUGGCUCAGACGCAGCCCCUGUCUCAUCAUCCAGGACACAGCACCCAUGGUUGUCUGUCACACCUCCUGCUGAGAGCCUUUGACUUGGCUGGAGUUGAAGGCCUCCUCUUUGGUGGACAUGCCAGGGCGCAGAGCUCCAGCUCUCAGCCAGUCUGCCCCUGACAGAUCUGUGAUGACCUUGGGCCCCUUGUAGGUAGUGGAGUGUCACAAAGUAAGCAGCAAAUACAAGUCUGCACAUUUCAUGUUGGGCCAGGUGUGUAACUUACUUAAGGGUCAUCAGGUCCCUGUCUCUGUAAGACCCCAAUAGCUGUGGACUUCUCCCAGACCUUCUCACAUGGAGCUGGCAGCUCACCCUCCACAUCCACUGUUGAAAACCUGAAGGUGGCUCCACUGGGCCCAGGAGCCCCCAGAGCAUGGGGCUCUUAGCCAGACUGGGGUGAAGGGAAGUAGUCAGGCACUGGCUUGGUGGCCAUCGGGAAUCAUGACAACAGCUACACACACAUAGCCCUGACCCUGUGCUGGGCACCGUGCUGACCACUUCGCAGAUUGUUCAUCUAGUCUUCACAACAACCCUAUGGGGUUGGUAUUAUUAUCUCCAUUUUAGACAUGUGGAAUCAAAAGCAGAGAGAGACCAAGGAACUUAUCCAAGUAUGAGGGGGACAUCCGGGGGGCUGGUGGUGUUCUGUGUCCUGAUCUGGGUGCUGGUUACGUAGUGUGUGUUCAUAUUGUGAACAUAUGUGCCCUUCUAUGUAUAUAUUCUAAUUUGGUUAAAAAAAAAAAAAGAAAGAUUUUUUUAAAGUAAAAAGAAUCUUGCCCAA